Echinostoma caproni is the source of this 623-nucleotide messenger RNA. The record is from the annotation of a GenBank genome assembly. NCBI's taxonomy places the organism in Eukaryota, Metazoa, Platyhelminthes, Trematoda, Plagiorchiida, Echinostomatidae.
AACGUCUGGUGAACAAAGACGGCCGCGCCCUCUGUCUGAAACUGAAAGACUGGCCGACCACGGACGAUUUUGCCGAGCUUCAACCUAAUCGAUUCUCCGAUUUGAUGAACAAUCUGCCCAUGCCAGAGUACACAUGUCGGGACGGUCAACUGAAUCUUGCCUCCCGUUUAGCUUCGUUCUUCGUCUGCCCGGAUCUGGGACCGAAAUUGUACGUGGCGUACGGGACCGGCGGUUCACGAUCCAUGGGCACAACGAACUUGCAUGUGGACAUCGCGGACGCGAUCAAUAUAUUGCUCUACGUGGGAUAUCCCUCGGACACGAUUGAGGAGAGCACUGCGAAUGCAGAAGCUGUGCUGAAUGUGAUGCGAUUGGCCAAAGUCGAUCGGGUUUUCCUGGACCGCGCCAUGACUUGGAAUCGCCGAGUCCAAUCCGGUGUCCAAACACAGUCGCAACAACAACAACAGCAACUUUCCACAGAUGAGCGCACCGGAUCGAACGGUAGGUUGGAUUUCCCCCUACUGAAGAUAAUAGUCAUUUCCUUGUACACAAUAUGUAUUAUCAUAUAUUAUAUUUCACACCCGUCUGAGGCCAGACUGUGUACCAAACAAAUCAUCGUACAGUAA